AGAGCCUUCGGGGCGGUCAGACCAGGCCGCUAGCUGCUGCUCGUACCUGUGAGACCACAACACGGAGGCAGGGCGACCGCCCACAGCAAGGCCCCAGACCGGAAGUGGAGCAGCAGCGUGGACUACAUUUCCCAGAAUGCCCGGGGGCGGAGGAAGCCCGAAGGCUGACUUGAGCGCGGCUGCUGGGAGACAUUACAGGAGGGCCUGAUCCCUGGGCAAAGUUGGAUGCAGGCGCCGCGGGGAGGGGGAGCUGUUGCUGCUGCGGGCGCGGUUCCAGCGGACACAUCUCGGGCCCGGCUGUGGCCGAGGAGCAGGCAGAGGGCAUGGCGGAGACCGGCUCGGUGCAUGAGACCAGGUUUGAGGCGGCCGUGAAGGUGAUUCAGAGCUUACCCAAAAAUGGUUCAUUCCAGCCAACGAAUGAAAUGAUGCUUAAGUUCUAUAGCUUUUAUAAGCAAGCAACCCAAGGACCCUGUAACAGUCCAAGACCUGGAUUCUGGGAUCCUAUUGGUAGAUAUAAAUGGGAUGCUUGGAGUGCUUUGGGAGAUAUGCCCAAAGAAGAAGCCAUGAUAGCAUAUGUUGAAGAAAUGAAAAAGAUUCUUGAGAGUAUGCCAAUGACGGAGAAAGUUGAAGAAUUACUACAAGUGAUAGGCCCAUUCUAUGAAAUAGUAGAGGAUAAAAAGAACAGAGCAUCUGGCCUAACAUCAGACUUUGGUAAUGUUAUGACUUCCACACCAAAUUCUAAGGCUGUGAAUGGUAAAGCUGAGAGCAGUGACAGUGGAGCAGAAUCGGAAGAGGAAGAGGGUCAUGAAGAAGAAGAGGAAAAAGAAAUACAAUCAAGUGAAAAAGACUAUAAGACUGUAAAGCAGGACUCAGUAGCAGCUAAGGAUUUGGAAAGUAUUGUCACUAAUGGCGGUUAUAAGGACAACUUUAUUCCAGAAAUGCAGAAUGGCAUCCAGACUAAAUCUGCCCUGAAUGGCUUAAAUGUGGAGGAAGAAAUAAAGAAAGUAGAGCGAAGCCUAGAACUAACGGGAAAAACUAAUAACAGUGUUCACCAAGGUGCAAAUGAAGACAGUGUUGAAGAGGUCUCAGGAAUUCAGCACUUGACAAGUGAUUCAGAUAGUGAAGUUUUCUGUGAUUCUAUGGAACAAUUUGGACAAGAGCCCUUGGAAAUGAUUACAUCAGCCAAAGGACCUUUACAGCAUUCAUCCCAUUUCUUGGAAGUAGAUCAUAGUCAUCUAUUGGAAAAUGCUGGUUUUCCUGAGUAUGCUCACCCCUCUGAGAAUUUUACAGUUGAGGAUAUAACAGAGGCAGCAGUUGAAGGAAAAGGUGAAGUCAAGUGUGGGGGAGAAGAUGGCAAAAGCAGUGAUGGAGGCCCUGACAAAGAGAAGAAAGGUGGAGAAAAGGUGGAUUUCCAUGGAGUCAGAAGAGGGAGAGGGCAUAGGAUGCAGCCUCUGGGUGAUGGUACUCAAGGUGGACAGAUGGGCAGUGGAGGGGAUGGAGAACGCUGGGGGUCAGACAGGGCACCGUGGGGCAGCCUCAACGAACAAAUUGCAGUAGUGCUCAUGAGGUUACAAGAAGACAUGCAGAACGUCCUUCAGAGACUGAAUACGCUGGAGGCACUGACAGCCUCCCAGGCAAGAUCUGUGAUGCUACAGUCAAAUUUACAAACUGCCUCAUCUGCUAAGGGACCAUCAUGGUGGCCCUUUGAUAUUUCUCCUGGCACUUUAGCCUUUGCUGUUGUAUGGCCCUUUGUUGCUCAGUGGUUGGUGCAUGUAUACUUUCAAAGAAGGCGAAGAAAACUGAUCUGAGAACUUAAUUUUUGAUUUCGCUUAAAGACUACUAGGACUGGGAGAGCCUGGAGAGAGAAGGGAAUCAGAAUUCACAUGAGAACCUCAGGAUCUGCGAUGGCUAAAUCUUCCUUCGAUUGUAGUAAUUUUUUGCACUACAUGUGAGCUAACUACUUAAGGACUAACAUUACUGAUACUUGAAUGAUCCACUGCUCCUAGAUUACAAGUAAAAUAAAUAAUUAUCCCAUCCUUAAACCACAUGAACAUUAAAUUAUUAAUUAUGCUUUUGGAAUGGAUUUCUGGCUGGGCAUUCUGUAGAGAUGACUGAUCUUAUGGCAAUUAAUAAUGAGGGGGAUGUCAUCUUUGUAAAAAGAAAACCCCCUGUAUUUAUGGAAUAGAAAAUUGUAAAAAGUCACUUUAACAUGAGGAUGAUUUUGCAAUUGCAGUAACUCAGAUUUCUUUCACGUUACAUACUGUGAGAUAGAAGUAGUGACUGGGAAGACAGUACAAGUCCUGUGCGUAUAUUAUAUGGUGGCUGAAAGGCUGUAUGUAGUAAUGUGUCUCUGAAGGGCUUAACUGCUCUGUUUUGCUGCUAGACAGAUGUGGGGUACAUUUCUUUGUGCAUCAGCCAUGGGUGGAAUCAAAUAUUUGACUCUGAAUAAUCCUGCCAUUUAUUGCACUUCCAUAUGUACCCACUUCCCAAACCGCUUUAAUCUUAGCAGCCAAGCAUCUUGCAUGUUAGAGACGUAGUAGUAACAUGGGAUAGAUUAUAGAGCAGUGUGUGCUGAAAAGAAGCUACAGAGGGAAGCUGCACUGAAUAAUACUUUAAAUUCAUGUCUUUCUUUACUGCUAACCGGUUUCAUUUUAAUUGAGACAUGAAGUUUAUGCACAUAGUGCUUUAAAAUACAAGAUGAAAACUAGCUACACCCAAUAUUUGUAAGAUUUUACAAAGUUUAGUCCAGUGUAAGCUAUUAUUUUAUGUAGUAGUCAAUUUAAAGGCUAGAUGAAUUAAUCUAGCCUCAACAUCUAUGUGGCCUUUUCCCACCCCAAAACCUACUUGAGAGAAAACAUCUGUUUCCAUAUUUUCCUUGUAUGCUUCCACUGCAUCCAAAUAUUUUCCAAAAUAUUUAUCCUAAUUUUGAUGCUGAUUUUCCUUUCCAGUGGUAUUUAUUCAUACAUAGGCAUUUUAUUGAUCAGUAUAAACGUGAAUAUAUUAGUCUUGUGAAGUUUGCUUGGUCAAAGUAUGCUUUGCAGUUUGAUUUUAAAAUAUGUAUCUAAGUUACAUAGCCUAGAUCUAUGAGAAGGUGAGCAGUAUAUUAAGAUAUUUUCUGUACAAAGUAAGAAAUCAGACCUAGAUAGUAAAACGGUUGCUUUGCAUUUGCAAUGAAGAGAAGAAAAAUUCCAUAUGCCAUAACCUACAUUUAAGACCUGAAUCUUCAAAACUACACUGUUUAUGCUGUCUCAUUCUUUAGUCAGAGUGAUACAUUAUGAAUAAUUCAUGGGAAAUGUCUUUUGGAUAAGACAUGCUUUCUGCCCUGUAAAGUCUUUUAUUUUCAGUUUUGGAAAGCACUUUUCAUAUAAGUUCUACUGUAUAAAACAGAUGUAAUUAUAGGAUUUAAUGUUUCUACCUUGUCUUCAAAUACUUUUAAAAAAAGAUUUUUCUCCCUCUUCUGAUCUUCAUCUUUGAUGUAAAACUGAGUUACUAAAUAAAGAGUGACAAGAGAACAUCUCUGAUAGCAUGUCUUUAUAAGCAGCUGUUUUGGUGUAACAUAUAAACAAACCUAGCAUGACUGGAGAUGCUGAAAGCUUAAAUUUGAAUUAAACUAAUCCUACAAUAGAAAUUUUGCUAUGGUUGAGAUCUAGGCCUCUAUGAAGCUAUUCUGCCUGUACUUUAGUUGAUUGUCAUAUUGUGGACAGUGAAAGAAUUACGAUUACUGAGCAAGGAGGGUCUGCAUUAAAGCCUAAUUAUGCUACCAUAUUUUUUCAAAAAUGUGUGUGACUGCACCCUCAGUUACUGCAACUAUUGGUGCAAAUGACCACACCCAUUGUACUCUGCUUGCAUCUCCCUGGCUCUUAGUACAUGCACAAAGUAACUCAGUUCAUCUUUUUUUAAAAAGGCCUUAACAAAUGUAGAAACAUUCCUCAUGCAGAAUAUCUGCUUUACUACUGCAUCACUUUGUACUCAGUACAUAAGUGUCUACCAAGCCUCCCACCAUGCCAUUUCAUGGAAAGAAAUAAGUUCCUGUAAGAUUUAAUACAAAGUGAAACUAUUAUUCCAUUGGUGCUGCUUCCCUGUGAUCUUGCAGCCUUAGCAGCCUAAAUAGAUAUCCCACACUAGAUAUGCCUGUAGAGCUCACUGAGGGUCUAAGUGACUGGGUUAAAGUGAGAGUCUGAGACUGGACCUCCCUACCCAACAAGCAGCUAUAAUGAGGAACCACAAGGCACAUCAUAGAUCAUUUUCUUGCCUCUUUCCAACUCAUCUGCAGUGUUUUCUUUUCCAUAAAGACCUGUAACAGACUUCUUUCUGCUGCUUCACAGGGCCAGAGAUAUUGGUUUACAAGACAAAUGACAGAAGGGCAUCAUAGCCUUAACUCCUGAAAGCCUCUCUAAAUGAAUCAGUGGUUGGGUGCAUUGAGUAUGCUACUCCAACUGGUGCUGUCUAAAUCUUAGCUGCUGGCAGCCAGAGUUGGGUUAGGGAUAGUGAAGGUUGUUUUCCAUUUAUUUACUUAAUUUCAUCGCAGUAACUACAAAGUCAUGUAGAGGUGUGAUACUUACAGCAUAGAUUGCAUUGUAGGAGCCAAAUCAAGAGAUGGCUCCUAGGAACAGUGACAGCUUGCAUACUGAUGUCAGGGAAGGAGACAGUUGCAGUGGGAAGAGGUCAGCAGAAGAUGAUUAGAAAUACGAACAAGCCUGAGUUUGUCUCCUUCCUUAGACUGAAGGAGAACACCAAACCCAGAUCCUGUGACCAGGAGAUUAGCCUGCUAUCUCAGAAAGGUAGUCACAGAAGGCAAAAGACUUGGAGACCCUAUAAUCAAGGCAGCAGCAGUAGUUUUUCUCUCUCCUGUCCAGAGCAGAAGGCAGAAAAUAAAUGAAAGCCUAGGCACAACUAGCUGUAUAGAAUGGGCUCAUAGAGGCGAAGGGGGGGGUGCCACAUGAUUGGCCAAUGGCCCACUGCCUACAAGUGAAGAGGGCAGAAAAAUAUUAAAAAUAAACUAGUAUUGCAUGGGGCAGAGUAAUUUAUGAAAGUAUUUGAAGAAUGUCUUAUCACUUAGAUAAAACAUUACAAAUUGAUUCUUCCUCCUCAAUGACAUUACUGACCCUCUCUGUUCUUUCUAAGUAGUUAUUUAAAUCUGGGGGGAGAGAAGAGGUUGGAGGUGGAAGUAAAGCAUGCAGCAACAAACAACUUCUCUCAACUAUGUACCCUAUAUAAAAUGUUCACAGACUGGUCCUUCACUUGAAUUCCAGCAUAGUACUUGCUUAUUAGCACAUGUAAAUGAUGUACCCUCUGAGAACUUUAAAAAGUUUAUUUUUAUUAUACAGCUUGCAAAAAAGUUUAUGGGAGGGGAAGCAUCAAAAUGAAAGCUAAGGUUGUAUGUAGAAGAGGUAUUUAUCAAAAAUACCUUACUAUGUAACAAAUCAGUAAAGUGUAGUACUAGCUGGAAGGUCACACAAUUUCAUAAAGGACAGGUUCCAGGUUCAAUAGAAAACAGCGUAGAAUGUUUUGUUUUACCAAACUGGGUAAAUUUAGCCCAUGAGCAGUCAGAGUUUGAACAAACAUCAGCUGCUUAAAAGAUUCCACUGAGCUCAUUUGUAAGUGAUGGUAAGCGAGUUCCAGAACUGACUAGAGGCACAGGAGUGGUUCUAAUAGUUGUGUCGGGGGUUUCAAGGUUACUAAAGCCUGAGCUUAAUCAGCAAAAAGAUAGUCAACAUUCCAAAGCUUCUUGGCCCCAACCGUCUGUGCCAUGUAUAGAUGAAAAGUUUCUCAGUCUGAUUAGUAGUAAUAGCAGUGACUUUGGCUCUAGCGCUAAGUGGCUGAGAGCAUGGCCCUUUAAAUACAGAGAUUUCAGUGAACUUGACAUUUCUUGAUCUUUUUAGUCUAGCACCUCUUAACCCUCAGUCCAGUUGACAUGAACUAGGAUGACUUUGAGGUCAGGCAGUAGCUUUGGAAUUAUGUCUAGAUUAACAAACAAAUAUGGAGUGCAUGGAAACCUAGGGGCCACAAAAGAAACUGCUGGCCUAUCAACUUCACAACCGAUCACAGAGGCAACAUUCCCCAGCUUCCAGGGACCAAAAGCCUGUUCUAAUGCACUCAUUAUGAUUGAGGUAACUAGUUAAGGGAAGAUUAAAUUUGUCCAAGGCCUCCGACCCUCUUAUUUUAUGCUUCCAUCAUGUGAAAAUUGGAGUUGUUAAAUGGGUAACAACGAAUCUUUGAAACAAUACAUGAUAAAAGGAUAAAGCUAAAAUAGUUUUGAAGAAAGCAUUUGCUCGGUCAGCUUGCUUAGUCAAUAUGUAGUCUUAAUUCCAUGAUGUCUGCAUAGUAACACAAAAAAACAAGGUAUUCAUUAUAAUUAGAUGAGAAUUUCAUAUUCUGCUGUACAGACCAAGAAAAAUGACCCUGUGCAGCAAUGUUUUAUAAGGAAUGCAUGCCAUUCAUAUUAAUACACUCUGCUCUGACUUGUCUACAAAACUUACAUACAGUGUAAUAAAAAAAUCCCAUUUCUGUCAUUUUGACUUGCAAGACUUUAUUAUGGUAAAAUAUAUAAACAUCUAAACUGGGUUCCUUGAGAGUUUUUGAAACAGAAUGGAUAGAUACUAUGGUUCUUGUUUAUACAUGUUUUACAGUGGUUUGAUUUCUAGUUUUAUAUUAAUGCAUUAGAUUAUGUAAAAAUGAUUAAACACUUCAAAUAGUUCUGUAGUUCAUGAUACACAUUGUAAUUAAUUUGAAAAAUCUUUAAAUAAAAGCUCAUAUCAAUUUGUGAUCCUUUAUAAA
Messenger RNA from Dermochelys coriacea (leatherback sea turtle), 6777 nucleotides. It is a transcript of the gene ACBD5, whose product is annotated as acyl-CoA binding domain containing 5. Gene Ontology annotation, molecular function: fatty-acyl-CoA binding. The record is from RefSeq and is a predicted model, not a curated record. Gene Ontology annotation, biological process: autophagy of peroxisome; fatty acid metabolic process. Lineage: Eukaryota; Metazoa; Chordata; Testudines; Dermochelyidae. The transcript is spliced from 13 exons. Bases 324 to 1808 code for a protein of 494 amino acids. Gene Ontology annotation, cellular component: peroxisome.